GAGCGACGCACCUGUUGGCUGGCGCCCCGGGCCCCGCCCGCCCUCCGCCUCCGCCCGGAAUGCCCAGCCCGGCGAGGGUGACGGCGGGAGGGACAGUGCGAGCCCAGGGCACCGGCGUGGCGGCGGCGGCGCGCGGCCCCGGGCGCACCAUGGCCGAGCUGCUGCGGAGCCUGCAGGAUUCCCAGCUCGUCGCCCGCUUCCAGCGCCGCUGCGGGCUCCUCCCCGCGCCGGACGAAGGCCCGGGGGAGAACUGCGCGGCGCCCGGGCUCGAGCAUCUCCCGGCGGCCACCGGCAAGGGCUGCGGGGAGCCGGCCAAUGGGCUGCGGAGGGUCGCGGCCCCGCAGGCUGAUGUACAGAAGUACAUUGUGAAGAAUUAUUUCUACUAUUACCUAUUCAGAUUUUCAGCCACUUUGGGUCAAGAAGUGUUCUACAUCACGUUUCUUCCAUUCACUCACUGGAAUAUUGACCCUUAUUUAUCCAGAAGACUGAUCAUCAUAUGGGUUUUGGUGAUGUAUAUUGGCCAGGUAGCCAAGGACAUCUUGAAAUGGCCCCGCCCGUCCUCCCCUCCUGUUGUGAAACUGGAGAAGAGAGUGAUUACCGAGUAUGGAAUGCCGUCUACCCACGCCAUGGCAGCCACGGCCAUUUCCUUCACCAGCCUCAUCUCGACUAUGGACAGAUACCAGUAUCCCUUUGUUUUGGGACUGAUGAUGGCUGUGGUGUUUUCCACCUUGGUGUGUCUCAGCAGACUUUACACGGGGAUGCACACAGUCCUGGAUGUGCUGGGUGGUGUCCUGAUCACCGUGGUCUUCAUUGUCCUCACCUACCCUGCCUGGACCCUUAUCGACCGCCUGGACUCUGCCAGCCCCCUCUUCCCUGUGUGUGUCAUAGUGGUGCCGUUCUUCUUGUGUUACAAUUACCCGGUGUCUGAAUACUACAGCCCCUCCAGAGCAGAUACCACCACCAUUCUGGCCGCCGGGGCAGGGGUGACCAUAGGAUUCUGGAUCAACCAUUUCUUCCAGCUCAUGUCCAAGCCCAUUGAAUCUUUCCCUGUUACUCAGAACAUCCCACCACUCACCACUGACGUGUUUGUUUUGGGUCUGACCAAAUUUACUGUGGGAAUUGUGUUGAUCCUCCUGGUUCGUCAACUUGUACAAAAUCUCUCGCUGCAAGUAUUAUUCUCGUGGUUCAAGGUGGUCACCAGGAACAAGGAGGCCAGGCAGAGACUGGAGAUCGAAGUACCUUACAAGUUUGUCACCUACACGUCUGUUGGCAUCUGCGCUACAACCUUUGUGCCAAUGCUGCACAAGUUUUUGGGAUUACUCUGAGCCUCAAAUGGUUGGAAAUUAGCCCACUGGACAUGAGAACCAAGACAUAGGAAAGUUGUUGGGUGGGCAAGUCUUGACAACAGAGUUUUCUUUAAAAAAAAAAAAAUCCUUAAGUCACAUGUCUGUUUUGCUGCUGUCUGUGAUAAAUGCUACUGCUGUAUGAAAGGAAAAAUUAUCUCACAUGCACCAUUCAUCUGUAAGGGUCACGCUGCAGUGGAAGCUGGGCUAAAACCCAGAAUCAAGUUCCUUAAGGGUUCCCCACCCUGUCUGUUACAGGCGCUUUGGGCCUUGUCAUGGGCUGACAGGAAUCGUGGCCUGGUUUAGGAACGGCCACCGGCCCCGCUGGGCUGUGGAGCGCCAACGGAGAUGGGCAGGAUCUGGGAGACUGGAGGUUGGACAUUUCUUUUCAAUUAAAACCUUGCCCAGCACUGAGUCUUACUCCCAAAUUGGAACUUUGGUCAAGGAGAAAGGGUGGCACCAUGUAAAACUGCAUUCCUUGGACAGGAUGACUGUCAUUAUGAUCAAAUUAGACUGUGCCUGCUUGGGUGGUUAAGAGCGCUGGAAACCUUACUGUGAGGUGAUGAGGGCCGUGGCAAAGCUGUGCGAUCAUGGGGAAGAGCUUGCUUUCCCUGUGAGUCCCAGUCUCUGCUGGCGUGUGUGUU
This is a messenger RNA of Ceratotherium simum simum (southern white rhinoceros), 1987 nucleotides long. Lineage: Eukaryota; Metazoa; Chordata; Mammalia; Perissodactyla; Rhinocerotidae. The record is from RefSeq and is a predicted model, not a curated record.